Molecule: messenger RNA, 1422 nt
Organism: Exophiala bonariae
Lineage: Eukaryota; Fungi; Ascomycota; Eurotiomycetes; Chaetothyriales; Herpotrichiellaceae
Gene: SSH4
Product: Rsp5p-dependent ubiquitination, sorting of cargo proteins at the multivesicular body
Exons: 3
Coding region: 1-1422 (473 amino acids)
Biological process (GO): protein transport to vacuole involved in ubiquitin-dependent protein catabolic process via the multivesicular body sorting pathway
Cellular component (GO): endoplasmic reticulum
Molecular function (GO): protein binding
Source: RefSeq, a predicted model, not a curated record
AUGCCUUCCUUCCAUGGCAACCAUCCUGGCUGGCAGGGAGGUCGAUACCGGCCUCUUCCAGAUGGGACACAGACGUCAAUCGUUAUAAACAUCAACGAUGGCGGGUCGACGAGUCGCGGGUUUCUUAUCGGUAUAUUGUCUGCUUUUGGUUCAGCUGGCGUUGCAGUUCUGGUCCUUGCCAUCUUCUUUUUCUUUAAAUAUACGAGUCGAGGUCGCAUUCUGCUGGAUCGGAUAGGCCGUCCUGGCGAAUUUGACGAUGAACAAGCUUUUGCGCACGAAGAAGCGGAAGCGUUGGAGUCGAUGGAUGAGUUGCAAAGGACUGAGUAUCUCAGAGCCAAAGCAUUCACUCAGGCGAAUCCUCCCGAAUCUGUACAGACCGAUAUAUCCCUAUCGCAGUUUCUUGCCAUCCAAGAGAAAGGUGUCUCAGCUUGGGAAUUUGAACCCGAGCUCGAAAUCGCCAAUUGCUUUGUUGAGGCCAGGACCGAAAUUGAGUUUUUUGAUUCCGAGUGUAGCGUUCAAAGCAAUCUGCCAGUUCCAAAACAAAAUGAGGUGUAUUAUUGGGAGGCUAAGAUAUAUGAUAAACCCGAGUCCAGUCUGAUCAGCAUUGGGAUGACUACAAAACCAUAUCCUCUGUUCCGACUACCUGGCUACCAUAAGACCUCUGUCGCAUAUGUUUCUUCAGGACAUCGCAGGUAUAACCAGCCAUUCACUCCGACACUUUACGGGCCGGCCUAUGUGCAAGGCGACGUGAUUGGAGUAGGCUACCGUCCGAGAACUGGGAGCAUCUUCUUCACCAGAAAUGGGAAGAAAUUGGAUGAGAUCGCACACAAUCUGAAGAGUCAGAACUUCUUCCCCACGAUUGGCGCCAAUGGCCCCUGCACGGUGCAUGUCAACUUUGGUCAGAUGGGAUUUGUUUUCAUCGAAGCCAAUGUCAAGAAAUGGGGUCUGGCCCCUAUGACUGGAAGUCUUGCGCCGCCUCCUCCGUAUGGCAGUGAGCAAGGUAGCAUACUUCUUGAGACGGGGAGGGAAGGCGCCAGGCAGUCGGCAUAUGAGCCAGGCCAUUCAAGAACACGAAGUGGUCUCGCUCGGAUCACAGGAUUCCCUGGCAGUAGUCCAGGGCCUAUUCGAUCACCUACCGACAUAUCGUUGGCGCAAUUGGCCCAUAUAUCCACACAGGAUCUACCAAGCCAGGGCAACAUGGAAGCGGGGGAUAUCCAACAUCAACCAGUGGAGAAUACACCACAAGGUCAACAGAUUAUACCCCCACCAGAAUAUAGCAGUCCUCCAAGCAGUCGACGAAGUAGUGGUGGAGGUGAUGAUGAAGAGCGGAGAGGGCUGCUGGACGAUCGAGCAGGCCAGCCUCCUAUUCCUACGUAUGAUGCUGCUGUUAGCGAGGCGGCGGGACCUAGCCAUACCUCAUGA